AUGGGGGCCUCUCGCACUCCAUACACCCAAACUCUAUCGCGGAAAAGCCAUCGCAAGUCCCGUCUGGGAUGUAAGAACUGUAAGAGGCGUAGAAUCAAAUGCGAUGAGAUCAAGCCACACUGCACCAACUGCCUCCGCCAUUCAAUAGAGUGCGACUACAGCUUUAAGCCCCAGACUAACCCCAGCCCUUCUCCACAAUCACAGCAAUCAGACUCGGUAUCACCACCCUCACAGGGCCCCAGCACAGAUAGCUACACCUUCUACACAUCCUCAUCCGUCAACUUUCAACCCCCAAAACGAGGCCAUGGCACACCUCUCACGUCAGGACCAGACACAACCCAACCAUCACCCCCAUCAAACAACGACCUAGUCAAGCGCCCCUUCCAAUACACAGCCCUGGACAUGCUCCUCUUCCACCACUUCUCCACUUCUCCUGAACUAACCGGCGCCCAACCAAAAGCCCGUCAGCAAUUAUCUCAAAUCGCUUUUUCCCACCACUACGUCAUGCACAUCCUCCUCGCCUUCUCCGGCUUCCACCUCGUGCGACGAUCAGACGAUCAACAAUGGUCCCAAUCCAUGGGUUUCACAGAAGCAGAAAUAUACACUGAAGCCGAACGCCACUUUAACGUUGCUAUCCGAGAUGUCUCAGCCACCUUACCGCACCUUGACCGCGACAACAGCCCCGCGAUGUAUGCCUCCGCAAUAUUCAUCUUCAUCUCAAGUCUCGCCCGUGGCCCUCAACCGGGGGAGUACCUCGCGUUCCGAAGUGAUGGCACCCCAGGCCACUUGUCUUUGUUCCUCGGUGUGCGAUCUGUAUUCGAGCUAUGUAGCGGAGAUAUGCCAACGAGCGUUUUCUCCAUCCAUGGAGAGGGCGAUGAUUCUUCUUCUCGCACCACACCUCAAACCGAACAUGAAAACUCCCAUACCGCAUCGCAAAACAAAACCAAGUUAGAAGAUUACCCGCACCACCUAGAAACGUACCGCGCCCUCCUCACCACAACCAUCCCCAUCGACGACCCACGGCUCUCAAUUUAUCUGCAAACACUAGACCGACUAGGCCACAGCCUCGACGCCAUCAUGGGUCCCGAUCCACAGGGUACAAUGGGAAUGGCUCUCUUCCCGCUUGUCUUUGCGUGGUUGUAUCAGUUGCCGGACGCAGUGGUGAGUGAUUUGCAGCGGAGGGAGCCGGUGGCGUUGAUUCUAUUUGCGUUCUUUUUGUAUCCGCUUGAUCGGCUGGAUCAUGUGUGGUUCAUUUGCGGGUGGCCGAGGCAUAUUUUAGAGGGGAUUCAGUGGCAUUUGGAUGGGAGGUAUCGGGAGUAUAUUCAGUGGGCGGUGGAUCAUGUUGGGGGUGGUAGAUUAUCAGAGGGGUUGGGGGGAGGUAUGGAGGUUGUUAGUAGAUGA
This is a messenger RNA of Aspergillus welwitschiae, 1401 nucleotides long. RefSeq names its product Zn(II)2Cys6 transcription factor domain-containing protein. NCBI's taxonomy places the organism in Eukaryota, Fungi, Ascomycota, Eurotiomycetes, Eurotiales, Aspergillaceae. The transcript is spliced from 2 exons. The record is from RefSeq and is a predicted model, not a curated record. Bases 1 to 1401 code for a protein of 466 amino acids. Gene Ontology annotation, biological process: regulation of transcription by RNA polymerase II. Gene Ontology annotation, molecular function: zinc ion binding; DNA-binding transcription factor activity, RNA polymerase II-specific.